Molecule: messenger RNA, 1115 nt
Organism: Styela clava
Lineage: Eukaryota; Metazoa; Chordata; Ascidiacea; Stolidobranchia; Styelidae
Source: RefSeq, a predicted model, not a curated record
AUUUCUUUGUUGCCGACGACGGUGCAAUAUUACAAGAGUACAAUGCAAUUGUAAAACUAAUACGGGAGUAUUUAACUUCUUCUGAAAGGGAACACAUAUCGAUGUGGACAGGAACUACUAUCAAUCCACAGACAGGUGACAUUUCACCACCGAAUGCCUUCACCCAUUGGGCACCAGGGGAACCAAUCAAAAGAGUCGAUGAUUUAACGCAUAUUGAGUUUCAGUGUCUGCUGAUCCUGAUUUUACUAUACAGGACCAAAACUUGCGCUGAUAAAACAUAAAAUUUUGAUUUUGCUCGUUUUGUUUGCUGCCGUUGGGAUUGGAAUGUCUUUGACAUUGUUUCUGUCUAACAAAAAAAGUCAACAUAUUAUCGAAGAAAAGCAAUCUUUAAUAAAAGAACAGCUGAAGGAAAUUAACGAUAAACAGAAACGCGUAGAAGAAAUACAAACAGCUAUCUCAAAGAGUCUCAAACUCACUAAUGAGCUCAAAACAGUGUUUAGACAGGGCCGUGCAUCCUACGUUGCUGACGACGGUGUUGUAUUUUGGUUUGAACCCCGUUUGUUAAUGGAUAUGAACUACGAAGAAGCUGUUCACUUCUGUGAGACGCGCUGGUCAACUGUCGCAAUAUUAAGAGAUGAAAUAGAGUAUGAGAGAAUUAUCAAGCUGAUACAAGAUGAGUACACACCUCAUGGUCUUCUUCUUGUUGAUGCUUGGAUUGGACUCACCCUAAACACAACGACAGUCAAAGUUACACCGACUGGAUCGUUCACUCAAUGGCAUUCAGCUGGACCGACUGUGAGCAAUAUUGGUGACAAGGGACUAUCUGCUGUUUAUCUCCUUGUCUCCAGUGGGCAAUUUGGGAUGGGAAUGUUAAAUCAGCGGCCAGAUGAAAAUUGCUUCACAGUUAUAUGUCAAAUUUAAAUAGUUUGAAAAAUUUGCUGUGUCACAUUAUCACUUUGAUUUCCAUCAUACCGAAGUCGAGAUAUGAGAACAUUAACAAUCGAUGACAUAUUGCCGAAUAACAGGCGAAGCGACACAUUUUACUUCGAGCAUUCCGUUCUUUUCAGAUAAUUAUUACCGACAAUUUUGAAUUAAAAUAUCUGUCAUUUCCAAUG